Messenger RNA from Brassicogethes aeneus, 1599 nucleotides. Lineage: Eukaryota; Metazoa; Arthropoda; Insecta; Coleoptera; Nitidulidae. The record is from the annotation of a GenBank genome assembly.
AUGGAAGACAAGUUAAGAAGUUGGGGUCUUUCAGAUGCAAUUAUUACUGUAUUUAAAGAAAAUGAAAUCGAUGAACAGCAACUACCUUAUCUUACAACUGACUUGCUUAAAGAGUUAAUUCCUCAUGUAGGACCUCGUUUAAUUGCACAGCAGAAAAUUUUAGAAUUAAAGUUAAGUCAAGACGAAAAUCAAACCAUUAACAAGGUUGAGCACAGAGUCUCUAGUAUGAGUACAGUAAGCGAUAAUACUGAAAACUCUUUUGUUAGUCUAGAAAAUGUCCCUAUUGUGAUUGCUAAUACUGAUGAUUCUGCCUUAUGUGGAUCAGGCUUUGAUUACGGGAAUAUACUAAGUUUAAUACAGCCGAAGUUUGAUGAUUUUGACCUCAAAACUCUAUUAGCAACCACUGCACUUGGAAAAAGUAUUUUGUCCUACUAUGCUGCUAAUCAAAAUCUUGAUAACACAAGACGAAAUAGACUAGUCUCUAUUAUAGUUAAACACUUAUACAAUUACAUUGUCAAAAAACGUCUUAGUAGGGAAGAGUACAAUAUGUUAGCAGCAAAAAUUAUAUCAAUUUUCCCCACAGAAACAUUAGGGGUUUAUUAUUGCCCCCCGAUUCGCAAGGGAGAACACCCACUAAAAAAAUCCGUUAUGGCAAAGGGCAAGUUAGUCAACCAAGUGCGAAAUAUACUAUUUCGCUCAGGCGAUACUACCUUACGCAGAACUACUGGCAGUAAAAGGGAUUCAGAAGGAAGUGAAGAUGCAUCUUCACUUUAUGAAUAUGAUGAUGGGCCGUCAAAAAAAAAUAAAGGCAAUGACAAUAACGAAGAUAUUUUAUGGCUACAACAUAAUUUUGAGCCGUGGGAGAAAGUAUUAGAAAAGUGGAAGAACACCUAUCAUUUUAGAAUGUCUAAUAGCAAAGUUACAAAUGUUACUGAAUAUUUCGCCCUUUGGCCUGUUUUACAUGAUAUCCGAGGAGACGUUCUUAUUAGCUUGGAUUUUGAAAGACUUUAUCCUCAGUCCCAAGUCUCGUUUUAUUUAAAGUGGAAUUCAUUCUUUGAGCAAGUAUUAAAGUCCAAAAUUGGAGAAAUUAGGGAUGUCCAAAUAAAGGAAUUGCACAAACUGCUACUGGAAAAAACCGAUGAAGAUGAAAAGCUACCAAUACAGCUCACUUUACUGGGUCACCUACUUCCGCCCAGAGGCAGAACUAAAAACUGGAAAUUUUCCAUUCUAGAAAGUAUUGAAGGAAUAAUUAUUCAUGUUGAGAAUCCUGGUGACAUUGAGAUGACCAUCCAGAAAACUAUUGAAAAAGCUUACGAUCGAAAACUCACGGUGCAGCCUUACUUAUUGGUAGAAGGUAACACAAUUGACAACAUCCGGUCCUCAUACUUGGUUUUUGAUAAAAUUAAAUAUCAGUUCAACACCGUAACAAAGGCUUUCGAUUUGUUAUUUAAAAGUUACCAUGCUUUAAACAUCCAGUACCCGCCGCAAAGUGCCCAUAUACUACAGUUAAUUCAAAACGCGGUUUACAACAUUUUCACCAAGUACGACACAGUAUAUCCAGAAAACCUGGAUAUACUGAGAUUAUUUAAAAAUGAAUAA